AUGCACAUCCAAAGCACCCUGUCGAGACGCUUUGAGAGCCUCCAGGGCGAGCUGGACGCAGCCUUCGCGCGUUUGCGCGAGCAGGUGCAAGAAGCACAGGAGGAGCUGGAGGGUGAAAUUGCCCAGGAGCGAGCGAUCGCCGCUGCGCUGCCUGACGGCGCGGAUGCAAAGGAGGACUUAGAGAGUUGGUUGCUAAAGGAUGCCAUCCUGUCGGUGCCACUAUCGGAGAAGGAGGAGACCCUUCCGAUCGGGGCCUUGAUCCUGCAACAGGCGGCAGCCUCGGAGGGCACUCAGCUGGCCUUGCGCCUGAACCCACACAUCAUGGAGCUGUCCCAGCGCACCAACGGGGCGGUGGAGGCCGUAGGCAAGGACCGGCUGAAGUCCUCUCUCUCGACCAAGAAGACCACCGCCCAUGUGGGCACCGAGCGGCACUCCAACGUGGCGGAUCAGGUGCGGCAAGUGCAGCAGAAGUACUGCCAGCCCUUCAUGCCCAACACAAAGUCGCGGGUGGCUUGGGAUGUGUGCGGCAUGUGCCUCAUUGUCGUGGAUACCUUUCUACUGCCUGUGACUAUGGCAUGGGAUUUGGAGCGGCUUGGCCCGUCAGCAUCCAAGUCUGCCUCCUUCCGGUAG
Effrenium voratum is the source of this 630-nucleotide messenger RNA. The record is from the annotation of a GenBank genome assembly. Lineage: Eukaryota; Dinophyceae; Suessiales; Symbiodiniaceae.